AUGGAAAGCGUUAAAAAUUUGAUAACAAUAAAUAAUGUGACGUAUGACCUUAGAAACGUGUCCAAAGAGGAAGCCACAAGGCUGAAGCAUUUAAAAAUUCAAGAGGAACAUAAGGGACAUGAAGCCAUGCAUUUGGAGAUGUUUUUAAUUCUUGUUUUCUUCACAUUUGGGGCCCAAUUCGCUCUGAUGGCUUGGAAGAAAUACUAUCCCAAGUCUUACCACUUGCUUACUCUUCUGGGCAUGUGGAUUGUCCCGAUUUGCUACAGUAUUUACAUGCUUUAUGUACGAUUCAUCAUAACGUGGUUUUUAUUUUCCUUGAUCACUGGCGUCAUGGUUUACCUUAGUUCAUGCCAUCGGAUUUCAACGUCUACUCCGAGACGAGUCUAUUGGUGGUUUCUUUUUGUCCACAAAAUAUCCUAUGCUGCUUCAAUUGGUGGAUAUUUUCUUGUUGUUUUUUCAAUGUUUAUCCCACACAUUAUAAACCCUAAUUUCGCCUUUCCUGUCGGUGGGUUAGUGCUAUUUUACGGCGUUUACUAUGGCCUAAUUGCAAGGGACUUUGCUGAAGUAUGCACCGAUAAGAUGGCUGCUCACAUUGGCUACUUUACGGGUUCAGGUAUUCCGUUGAGACGGAUCGACCCCGGCGUAUGCGCUCUGUGCACCAACGUAAUGCUCAACGGCCAGGGUGAAAAAAAGUAUCGCCUUAACUGCACACAUGUCUUUCAUGAGUUCUGUCUGCGUGGUUGGUGCAUUGUUGGGAAGAAAGACACAUGUCCAUAUUGCAAAGAGAAAGUCAAUUUGCACAAGCUCGUCAAAAACCCAUGGGAGAAGCCACACCUCCUAUUUGGCAACUUUUUGGAUGCAAUUCGUUACCUUGUCGCCUGGCAACCUCUGAUACUUAUGGCGGUACAUCUCGUAAUCUGGAUAUUGGAUCUGAAGUAA
This is a messenger RNA of Mesocestoides corti, 939 nucleotides long. NCBI's taxonomy places the organism in Eukaryota, Metazoa, Platyhelminthes, Cestoda, Cyclophyllidea, Mesocestoididae. The record is from the annotation of a GenBank genome assembly.